ACCCAUCAUCUCGUUCUAUCAAUUGAAUUGAAAGUCAUCGCAAUGACAACCCCAGAGAACCCCGACAAAACAACUAUCACAAUUCUCCUCCUCGGAGACCCAGGAUGCGGCAAAUCAACCUUCCUCUCCUCCUUAAAAACUCCCCUUGUCAGACCCUUGCCCUCACACUCAAACAAUCCACCCCCGGCCUCAAUCACGAAGCCAGAAAUCCUCCGCGACACAGGCCAACCUUUCCUCUACGAUAUCCGCUUCUCGCGCAAAUCAUUCACACUCGAGUUCUUCGACACCGCAAGCCCGAAUCAGCAUUGGACGACGCUAAGGCCUGAUGUUGUGGUUCUUGCUUUUGAUAUUUCGGAGAGGGGAGGUUUGGAGGGGUUACGCGGUUGGCGAAACGAAAUAACAUUACAUUUCCAACAUGGCUAUGGCGAGAAAAUCCCCGUUAUGAUGCUCGGUCUUAAGCGGGAUUUGAGAGUUGAGAGUGAAGGUAUUAUUUAUCCGCAGGAGACAUAUCGUAUUGCUCAGGAACUGCGCUGUGAUCGGUAUGCGGAAUGUUCUGCUGUUACAGGGGAGUUGCUUGCGGAGACGUUUGAGGAUAUUUCGAGGAUGGGAGCUAUGGCGAAGGCGGGGAAAGGAACGGAGAGUGACGGGGGGUGUAAUAUUCUAUAGUGGAUUUCUGCUGUUGUUAUGGUUGGUUUUUGUUAGGGCUGGAGUUGGACAUGAUACCCGU
Aspergillus ruber CBS 135680 is the source of this 727-nucleotide messenger RNA. RefSeq names its product putative Rho-like small GTPase. NCBI's taxonomy places the organism in Eukaryota, Fungi, Ascomycota, Eurotiomycetes, Eurotiales, Aspergillaceae. Gene Ontology annotation, molecular function: GTP binding; GTPase activity. Gene Ontology annotation, biological process: small GTPase-mediated signal transduction. The coding region runs from base 43 to 666 and encodes 207 amino acids. The transcript is spliced from 4 exons. The record is from RefSeq and is a predicted model, not a curated record.